UGUGCGUCUCCGUCUCUCUCUCUGGAUAUCUCUUUCUUUGCAAUCAAGCCAGUUCGGGAAAAAAAAGAAGAGAAUCGUCGCCGGAAAAGAAGAAAGCUCUAAUGGAUCCACAGCUCACAGAAGUAUCGCAGCAGUUGGAGAGGUUCAAGGCGGCGUUUGUGAGGAAAGAUUACAAUACCUGCUCUGAUCUCUUGUCUCGUCUUAAGGUUCUUCUGACGAAAUUCACAAGUCUUCCUCCGUUGUUUGAGAAUACUCCAAAUGCUGCUCAGGAGCUCGCCAUUGCUAGGGACAUUUAUGAGCACGCUGUUGUUCUCAGUGUAAAAACUGAGGAUCAAGAUGCUUUUGAGAGAGAUUUCUUCCAGCUCAAACCCUACUAUGUCGAUGCCAGGGAUCGUCUUCCACCGUCUCCACAGGAGAAUCUUAUCCUUGGUCUCAACCUCCUCAGGCUGCUCGUGCAAAACAGAAUUGCUGAAUUCCACACCGAGCUCGAGUUGCUCUCCUCUGCUACACUUGAGAAUCCUUGCAUCAAGCAUGCCGUUGAGCUUGAGCAGUCCUUCAUGGAAGGUGCCUAUAACCGUGUCCUCAGUGCUAGACAGACCGCACCUGAUGCUACUUACGUCUAUUUCAUGGACCUUUUGGCAAAGACCAUUAGAGACGAAAUAGCUGGAUGCAGCGAGAAAGCUUAUGAUUAUGUCUCUAUCAGCGAUGCCCGGCAGAUGUUGCUCUUCUCUUCUGAUCAAGAACUCUUGACCUAUGUCAAUGAGGAGCACCCUGAGUGGGAAGUGAAGGACGGGUUUGUUGUGUUCCAGAAAGCCAAAGAAACUGCACCCUGCAAAGAGAUUCCGUCUCUUCAGCUCAUCAACCAGACUCUAAGCUACGCCAGAGAGCUGGAGCGUAUCGUGUAAGAUGGACUUUUACUCAUUACUCGUCUCUUCCAUUUUAUUGUUAAGAAAAGAGCUUCAGGUCAUAAAACUUUGUUAUCAAUGUAAUGACUGAUUUGAAGAGAUUCAAUACUUGUAUUUGGUUAAUUGGUUUCGGCAAAUCAUUUGCCGCAAAUGAGGUUCUUCGUUCGUACGUUGUUAUUGCUUUGGUUGUUUUGUUAUAUUAUGUUUUCCA
Messenger RNA from Brassica oleracea var. oleracea, 1116 nucleotides. Its product is annotated as 26S proteasome non-ATPase regulatory subunit 8 homolog A. NCBI's taxonomy places the organism in Eukaryota, Viridiplantae, Streptophyta, Magnoliopsida, Brassicales, Brassicaceae. The transcript has 5 exons. The record is from RefSeq and is a predicted model, not a curated record. Gene Ontology annotation, cellular component: proteasome regulatory particle, lid subcomplex; cytosol; nucleus. Bases 102 to 905 code for a protein of 267 amino acids. Gene Ontology annotation, biological process: proteasome-mediated ubiquitin-dependent protein catabolic process.